AUUCUCAAUUAAAGAUGUUUGGUAAAAUGCUAGACAAUUAGUAAUUCAAAUAAAAGUGAAACAGCGAAAUUUGACGAGGGCCGUUAAUUAUGGCCAGGCUUAACUUUGCCAAGUACAAUUCAUCUCUGUGACAUCAGUAAUAAGUAGAGAACUGUCAGUCUAUUUAAAAAAUAAAAAAAAAUAAGAAGAGGAUGAGUAGAUAUUGAACGAGCAAGAAUAGGGUAAGAUUAAGCUGAGUUGGAUAAAAAAGUUUCAAAGCGUAAACCGCUUGGAACAAUGGUAUCAAGUAAGCACAGCUUGAAAGUCAUAUCCCUUGUAUAUCAUAACCUUUUGAAUCCUGUUAAGUUCAUUCGUAUAUUGCCUGCCUCUACUGUAAAUUUGGAUAGAAUUUAUUACUGCCUGAGAUUUGAUAAAACAACGACUGUACCUUCAAUAGACAUUCUUUUAUGCCACAUUAUAUUAUGUAUUUAAUCAUCGUUCGUUAGUUUUCUAAGAACAGCAAUGUUCAUCAAGAACUUAUUUAACAUUUAAUGCACCUCAUAUUUGGAGCUAGGUUGAUAUAAAUUCUCUACUUUCCAUGUACUUACUUCAAUGAUAAAAAUGUCGCUAUUUAUAGCUCUUUCAGAGCCGAUCUCUCACAUGCCGACCAGGGCUAUUGGGAGCUUAACUUAGGAUUCUUGAAUAAAUAAUAAAGUAGAAUCAGGCUAUAGAAAAACGCUUCAAGAGCUAUGGCUGGACAUUUCAACAUAGCAGUCAGACCUGAGAUUCGCUUAGACAGCAAGUGGCUCAAAACAGAUCUUCAACGUGCCCUGUGCCAAGAUGGGCUAGCUGAUGUAUGGAACGGAAUGGUUCGAGAUGGAGAAAUUAUUGGAUCGUUUAGCGAUGGUUUGAUUAAUUCAGCAGGAGUCACAGCAAGAAAAGGGGACAGCGGACAUUACUACUGCAAUUUAAGAGUAUUAUCAUGUCUCUGUUGUGAUGGAAUCUGUGGCCCACAAAGCGGAUGCAAUUGUGGGCCUUGCCAAAAGAUAGAUGCUGAGGAGGCAGCGCUCACAGCAGCUUUGUCAGAAAAUCGUAUUCCGGCACAAAGUGUUAUGGAUUCAUGGCUGUGGGGCCCCCAGCCUUCAGUAGCCGACUUAACAACUUGCAUCGAAUCUCUCAUUAGUGAACAAAGAACUCGUUGCUAUGAAGUAGCUAACAGUACAUUAUUUGCUACAAGAUUGAAGCAACGUUUAGUGGUUGCUCGAAGAUACUUCUCAGCUUUAUCACGCCAUAAACCACAUGAAACCAAAGAAAUUUCUUCUUCCAAAACACCAGUAAAGACCCAAAAAAUUGUCAAAACAUGUGAAACGGCCACAGUUGGUCUAGCUAGAGUUGGUUCACGAGCAGCUUUGAAUUUUUCAUUUGCAUUUUUACGACGUGCAUGGCGUUUGGGAGAAGAUGCCGAUUUAUGCAGUGAACUGUUGAAUGAAUCAUUGGAGGCUCUGCAAUGUUUACCAGAAGCAACUCUUUUUGAUGAAUCGAAUGUGUCAAGAGUGUGGCUAGAAGUUGUUGAAAGAUCUGCAAAAUUCUUACGUCAAGUAGUAACUGGGGAUGUUGUCACUGGAAAAUCAUGGUGUCCAGUCCCUGUAUCGGAUCAACAUACUGCUCUCUGUCUAUUACUAGAACUUGCGACGCAAAGAGGCACAUUGUCUAGUCUAUUGGAUUCUGUUAUUUUGCUGCUACAUCUCAGUGGAAAAACAAAGCAUCAAGAUAAUCGUGUGAUGCUUUCUGGUACUUCAGCACCACUAAUUCCUCUACUUAGACGGUUAGAAGCUAUACCGCAGUCAAGACACACCGUGCAUGAGAAUAAUACCCCUGGACCUUGUGAAGUCUUGUUAAAAUAUUUGAGAUUACCAGACGAUGAUACUGUUGCUGUAGAUUUGCGUAAAGCUGCCGUGAUUAUCAUGUGUCAUCUGAGCCGCCUAGCUAGUCCGUUGCUUCCGCCUUCUAUGUCUGGGGGAUUCUCUAAAAAUCAAGCUCAGAUGUAUCAAGAGGUACUAGCAUGGGGCGGAGUCAAACUUGGCAGUGGUACAUCGCCAUAUUAUUGCGACAGUAUUGCGGAACUAGGAGUUAAACAACUAUGCUGUACUGAAAGAGCAUUGAUGACUUUGUCAUCUAAUGGAAAAGUUUAUAUGAUGCAUUAUGGUUCUGAUACGCAAUACCCUCAAAGGGUUUACGGAUUCUCUGAAGCACCCGUUAUAAUGAUUGCCUCACAUGCAGAUGGUAAACAUUAUCUGGCUCUCACUCAAGACAACUUAGUAUACUCAUGGGGCAAUGGAGAUGGCGGUAGACUUGGACAUGGUGACAAUGCUUCUUAUGACGAGCCGAAAAUUAUCGAAGCACUUAUCGAUAAAAAAAUAACGACAGUUGUUUGUGGUAGUACGUAUUCUGCUGCACUUUCCGCCAAUGGAGAUUUAUAUACCUGGGGACGGGGAAAUUAUGGAAGAUUGGGGCACGGGAAUUCUGAUGACAUCUCGGUUCCAACGUUGGUAGCUGCUCUAAGUGGCCACAAAGUUGUAAAUGUUGCAUGUGGCAGUGGUGAUUCACAGACCUUAUGCGUCACUGAUUCAGGAAUCGUAUUUUCAUGGGGUGACGGAGACUAUGGCAAACUCGGUAGAGGUGGUUCUGAUGGAAUAAAGACACCUAAAAUUGUCGACAAACUUUCAGACGUAAACGUUGUCAAAGUAUUUUGUGGAGGUCAGUUUUCUGCGGCUUUAACAGCCUAUGGAGAAGUUUAUACCUGGGGAAAAGGCGAUGCAUACCGUUUGGGGCAUGGUAACGAGGAACAUGUUAGAUUCCCAAAAUUAGUCGAAGGGUUAAAAGGUAAAAAGGUCAAGGAUUUAGCUGUUGGAAAUGUACACGUGUUGGCAUUGAUCGAAGAUCAAUUGGUAUAUGGAUGGGGCAGAAACGAUUAUGGGCAGAUUGCUCCCACUUCUGGCUCUACGGUACCAGAGCCCACUUUGUGCCCAGCAUUGACCGGAAAAAGCGUGAUAGGCUUGGUCUGUGGACCAACUCAAAGCUUUGCUUGGUCAAUGAGAUCUACAUGGUCAGUAGCAAGCAAAGUUGCCUUUGUGGUGGAUGUUCAAGAAGACACAUUUAAACUGUUGGAUACCUUAUUGGCUAAAUCUUGUGAGGGCUUACCUGGAACUCGACCACCGACACAAGACCGUGAAUGUCUAGCUGUAGCUGCUUUAAAUUUAUUGAGGCUACAACUCCACGCAAUGAUCAUACAUAACAUUGACAACAAAUCCGUUGGUCUUGGGUGCACCCAGUUAUUAAAUUCAUUAAAACAACGAUGUGUCAAUCUCGCUAGUGGAGCUGGAAUACUAGCAACAAUACAGGAGGCAGCUCAGGCAGUACUACAAACAGGGUGGAGUGUCCUUUUACCCACAGCCAAUGAACGGGCUAAAACGCUGUCUGGACUUUUACCAAAUGCAAAUGGCCUGGAGCAAUUAAAUACAAACAAAGGUCAACAGUUUAUGGCAGAUUUGCUAGUUUCAAGUUUGAUGGCUGACGGCGGAUUAGAAUUUGCUUUGAAAGCAGCUAUAAAGGCAGAGGUAAUAGAUGUUUCUGAUGAAAGUGAAUAUCCCAUAGUUUCAAAUGCAGCUAAGACUGGGGAGAGUAAACAAGCCAAAGAAUUUAAUUCAGAGAAGCAUGUUACAAUACCAUUGCUUCAGCUUGUGAAACAGUUGAUCAAAAAUGGAUCUUGUAUCUCACAAACUAAAUUUCAAACAUUACACCAAUCUUCGCGGAACGAAAAUGCCCCAAAACUUGACAAUUCACCCAGCCUUAAUUUAUUACUCAGAUUUCAACGCUUGUUAAUAGCUCAAAUGUACCAAUGCAUAUGCAAAAAUAACUCUGAUAGCUCCCAAGAUCAGGAGAUGCUAGGUGCUGAAUCUCUUUUGAAAAAAUACAUUUGCCAAGUUUGCAAUCAUGUAAUAGAAACAUUACCAUUUGCAACUGAAGCUGCUGGUACAAGUACCAAACAUUUUACUCAGGUAGCCUCAAUAAUAAAAGGAGACAUCAUACAUAUUUUGCUCCCAGAGUUGAUCAUCUGUUUGAUUUUACUUCAAGUCGAUUAUCCGAUGCUAUUACGCAAUAUGAACUGGAUGGAGAUUCUGUCUCCUAUUCUGGAUAUUUUAGAUAAAUUUAACAGACUGGCGCCAACAUUUGAAAAAGAUGAUGCAGAUGACUUGUCAUGGCCAGGUAUCAUCGCACCUCAGCAUGGAACUAAAAUACCUAUUCAAGAUGAACCUUCUCUAAUCAGAUGGGCAGAUCUGGAAAAUCACAAUCGCGAUGGCGGCCUGUGGAUAGUCAUACACAACAAGGUCUAUGACGUUCAAGAUUUCAGGUACGAAGGUGCUUGUACGCCAGAAAUGCUCCAAAGAUUUGCUGGUAGAGAUGCAACUGCGACAUUUUUGAGCACUCCUCAUUCCCAUGUAGCGCAUAAUAUGAUGGACUCAUAUUUUGUCGGCCAUUACUGUCAAGCUGAAACUAAUGACACCCAGUUCACCAUCGAGGAAAUGAAUGUUUGUUCUUGCCUUCUCGACACUGAGAGAUCUCUCAGCCUUCUGCUAGGACUGCAUGCUCACAGAAUGCGCCAAAGCUUAUCCAUACAACCUGCAGAAGAAGAAGCUGGCGCAUGGGUUAAUGCUAACUUUCUUCGGGGAGGCCUACAAAUCCUACAACCACCGAAUCCAUAUGAAGAAGAAAAAGGUGAAGCGAGAAGUAAUAAUUCAACGGCGGCUAAUUCACCUACUGAACCGCCGCUACCGAUUUGUACCAAAGACGAACCCCAAAAAUUAACCGCUGAUAGAGUAGCUGCGUUUAUUCAAGCUCUUGCAGAAGCACAUAAAACCGAUACAUUCGUUCAAACCUUUUUGUCCAUAGUUGAGAGGUACAGUAAAGCAAACAAUUUGCUAUCACACGUCGAUUUUUGCGGUGAUCACCCGGUUGAAGAAAUAGGAAGACUUCUGAUGGCGGUCAUGAUAAAACAUCUCGCCCUAGGAUAUCAAGUGAUUGCAUUAGUUGACCAAGAAUUGACGGAUGGAAAUGCUAAGUUAACAAAACCCAUAAUAGAUGUGAUAAAAAAUAUUCAUCAAACAAAGUGGAAUUUGAUUAGAUCCAGGCAGUUGCAAAAUAGAAGCUACAAAGAAGUUUGUGCACCAGCGCAAGAAAAGUGCAGGUUUUUAUUAUAUGAAGUUAGACCUGCCACGAGCUAUGAAGUUAAAGCUUUACAGGACUUGAAACUUUUGUAUACAGUUCCGAAAUUUAAGAAAACUGUGAAAUCAUUAUUGUUGGACCUACGUAAAAACAAAGACUCAUUAGCCAAACCAGAAGAUAUCGUCAAUACUUCCAUUCAGAAUGCGGAAGCUAAAAACAAAUCUGACGAAGAUUUAUCUCCAAAAACUGGAGCAUCCAUUGCAAUAAUUCCACCUAAAUCACAAGAUACUUCAGUUUCAACUAAACUAAUCAUGCAGUCAAUCGAUAAAGUUAAGUCUAGACCAUUAGUCAUUGACUCAAGUGAGUUAAUGACAAGUAUCAUCAACUUUACAGUAACUGAAGAAGGUGGUGAUGUCGAAACACUGCGAAGAGCAAUGUAUUGUCAGGUUCAGCGAGUUAAAAUGCGAGAGAGGGGCAUACUGAUGAUACAAGAGCUAUUGAAGAAGGAUUAUCUAAUUACAUCUGUGAAAUACCCUUUACUUAAUGGUUGGCUUGGACUGAUCCACGAUGACAAGAAUCGUGUCCCAGAAGUCACCCAUUGCUUAAGUAACAUUCAGCUUGUAACUCCUUAUCAAAAAUCAAAGGUGAUAUUGGCAGAGUCAGAGGUGACCAGUUGGGCAAUUCGAACAUUGAGAGAACACAUUGUGCAAACUGAGUUAAAAUACAAAUCUAAAGCUGAUGGCAAAAGUAGCUUGAAUCAGGGGACUUACACCUGGCUCAGGAAGUUACCACGGGCGAGAUUCCUGCUCACAAUUUUGGGCAUGGUCACUGGUUAUCAACACGCUAAUGAAAUCGGUUUAUUAGUGAACUCUGGGUUAUUGUCCAGCAUUCUUACAUUGCUUAGACAAAUUGGGCCUUCAUUGCAAAAUCAGAUGCUGAAACCUAAGGAUUUAAUUGCCAUCUAUGAAGACUCUAUUCAAAAGACCAAAACUCCUGCAGUGACAUUAAGUGGACCAGAAUUAGCUGUUCUAAUGGAAAUUGGGACAAGAGUUGUGCGUGGCAUAGAUUGGAAGUGGGGUGAUCAGGAUGGCCCUCCACCUGGUGAAGGCAGAGUUGUUGGGGAAUUGGGCGAGGAUGGUUGGAUUCGAGUUCAGUGGGACAAUGGGAAUACUAACUCUUACCGGAUGGGCAAGGAGGGUAAAUAUGACUUGAAAUUAGCUGAGCCACCCACACCACCUGACAGCGAUACGGACAGCGAAUCUCCUUUGGAUACAAACAAAACUGACCGAGAUGGCAUCGGUGAUCUACAUCCAACAAUGUACCUUAAAUCUGCAUCGGUUAGUUUACUUCAAAUAAUAUUACUUUCUUGUGGAAUAGAGGCGAGCCGAGUUCAGCCAUCCGCAAUCAAGCUUUUUUCGUCGGGAAUCCGGGAAAUUAUAGCAGCUACUAAUAAAUCAGAUUCUAGCACUCGGACUUUAUUGGCAAAAGAUCACCAUGAAAAUUGGGCAAGCCUGGGUUUACUAAGAGCUGUAGCGAACUCGCCAAUUUUGUGCAGAGCAUUGAGUACUCCUCCGUGGAUUGAUUUGUUUUUGAGUAUGAUUGAAGAAAAAAAUAACACUGCAUUGCAGAAGCAAAUCAUGAUAGUGAGGUUGUUGAAGGUUUUGUUACCUGCGUGGCCUGUGGACAGCACAGAGAUGAUACCAUUUUUGGAGAAAGUAUUCAAGUUAUUGGGACAAAUCGCUCUAAUGACUGAAAUACGACCAAAUUCCGAACUUCGCAUAAAUAAAUGUCGUGUUUCUCUGACUGCUACACAUAAUUCAACGAUAGCUGAAGAACUGAUCUCACUUAUACGUAGCUUACAUUCUCUACCAGGAUGGAAUGCUGCUCUAAAUACUCUACUUACAGCAAAACUUGCUUUGGCUUCUGAUCUUCUGAACGAUGGACCCUUAUUCCACAUUCAGAUGAAUGAAAAUGAUGGUGAAAAUAGCCUCGCGAUACAACAAACUGUCAUAGCAUCUCUCUCAGUUAUCGGUGGAUUGGAUAACAAGCCAAGGAUUGGGGGACUGGUAGACAUAGAAGGACAAAUAGGAACAAUCUGUAAAAUCACACAACAUUCAAAGUUAUUAGUACAAAUACAUGAGAGUGGACAACAGAAGAAAGUUAUGUUGUCAGCCAUAAAGAGUAUCAAUGAACAAUUCCAUUUGGACCGAAUGAUCAUGACGGAAUCCUUACUGAUGACUUGGGCUAAUUUGCUUUUAGGUCAUUGCGCAAUAGACAGACGACCCGGUGCGAGCCCAGUCAUAGCCGGUGUCAUCAAUGCAUCGGUACUCCGUACCCAGCAACAACAAUUAGCAGCUCUCAAUGCUGGAAAAGCUUUACUUACACAUCAAAGUCUAUUAAGGCGCGUUUUAAAAUGUGCUAUUGCUGAAAAUGAGGAUGAUCAAACCGUUCUUCUACAAGAGAUGCUAAUACGAGCCACUAAACCGCAACCUUUAAAACCAAUAUUUUCCCGCGAGGAACUAGAGGCAGCUGCCUUAGCAGUUUCCCAAUACUUAGCAUCUGAAUUAAAACAUUCGCCCAUUCUGCUUACUGGACUGGCAUCAGACCCUACUACACCAACAUCCGAAUGUUCCCUAGCAUCUCUAACAUCGAGUCAACAGAAGCACUGUAAAGGUGGUGGAAAAAAGAAUUACCCUUGUCCCAGCCCUUUAGUGACUCAACUAGUUGAAAUGGGAUUUCAUAAGAAAAGUGCUGAAUUGGCCAUUAAAAGCUUAAGUAUUGCCGAAGCAAAUAUUACCCCAGAAACUGUUGUAGGCUGGCUACUGGAAAAUCCUGAUACUACUUGUAGUGAUACGGAAACCGUAUCAAGCGCCGAUGUCUUAUCAGAUUCUGAUGGCUCUACAAGUGAAGAAGUGGAGGAUACUACCUCAGCACAUGAAACAGGUGCAGUUCCUCCACAAGCUUAUAUGCAGCGUGCUGAUUUUUUGUCAGUAGAUGAAUACGCUAUCUACAUUCGUGAUAACGUCACAGCUGGUAUGUUUGUGCGGUGCUGCAAGCGUUAUGAAGAAGUGGCUUACGGAGAUGUUGGGCAAGUAGUCAAAAUUGACCCAGAAGGAUUGCAUGAUCUAAAUGUGCAAGUAGCAUGGCAACGAAAGGGUAGCACUUAUUGGGUCAGAUUCAUACAUAUUGAAUUAUUAGGACAUCCGCCUAGCUUACCUGGACUACCAGCAUUAAAAGUUGGCGAUAAAGUACGAGUUAAACCAGCUGUUGCCAUACCCAAAUACAAAUGGGGCUCCGUUAAUCAUCACUGCAUUGGUGUAGUGACCGGAAUUAUCAACAAUGGAAAUGAUGUAACUGUUGACUUUCCACAACAAAGUAGCUGGACUGGUUGUGCUGCAGAAAUGGAGAGAGUUCCAUCGUACCAUCAUGCUGUCUCUUGCGAUUCUUGUCAUCUAUCUCCAAUUUCUGGACCAAGGUUCAAAUGUAAACCGUGCGAAAAUUAUAACUUGUGCGAGAAUUGCUUCUAUACAAAACGAUCACAUAGGCAUGGGUUUAAUAGAAUCGCUGAACCAGGUUCUGCUGCUGUUUAUGCUGGAAAACCAGGGCGAUAUCACAGACAAGACUUGACCGAACCAUCAUUGAUAGAAAACUGGUCUAGAUGUAUCAGUACUCUGAGUGUAUCUUCUCGAGAAACAUGGGCUAAUAGACUGGUGGAUGGUUCUGGAAAAUAUUGGCAGAGUUGUGGAUCUAAAGGAAAACACUGGAUUCGAUUAGAAAUGCUUCCUGGAAUUUUAAUUCAUUCUUUAAAAAUAACUGUAAACCCAGAAGACAGUAGUUACAUGCCAUCUGUUAUAUUAGUUAGCGCAGGAGAUUCGUUUUCGAGUCUACUAGAGCUUACUACAAUCACUGUGCGUAAUGCUGAUACAGUUGUUACUUUGAUUCAGGAUUUGAGAGAAUACUAUGCCUGUAUUGAAAUAUCGAUAAAACAAUGUCGAAAUGGAGGCAUAGAUUGCAAGAUACAUGCUUUGCAUAUUGUGGGACGGAAGAAAAUAUUUGAAAAUCAACUAGCAACAUCAGUUUCAUUUUUGGCAUCUGACUGGGAAGCUGUACAAGAACAACCAACAACUCAACGCACAGGAGAUGUACGUCAACAUUCAGCUGUUUAUGUCUGGGGGCUGAAUGAUAAAGAUCAGCUUGGCGGAUUGAAAGGAUCCAAGGUCAAACUCCCAGUGUACAGUGAGGUAUUAUCACAAUUGAAGCCGAUUCAUGUUGCCGGUGGUAGCAAAACAUUAUUUAUUGUUAGUCAAGAAGGAAAACUGUAUGCCUGUGGCGAAGGUACGAACGGCAGACUUGGAUUGGGAGAUGAUAAUAAUGUCAAUGAACCAAGACCCAUACCGUUUUUGAGUCAGUAUGUGAUCAAAAAAGUUGCGGUACAUUCAGGAAGUAAACAUGCAUUGGCAUUGACAAUGGGCGGAAAAGUAUUUUCAUGGGGCGAAGGUGAAGAUGGAAAAUUGGGGCAUGGUAAUCAUUUAUCUCUACACAAACCAAGACUCAUCGAAGCUCUGAAAUCUAAGAGGAUCAGAGAUGUAGCGUGUGGAUCAGGACACUCAGCUGCAAUAGCAAGUAAUGGAGAAUUGUAUACUUGGGGCCUGGGGGAAUACGGAAGAUUGGGUCAUGGUGACACAAAUUCUCAACUUAGGCCUAAAUUAGUUGAAGCACUGGUAGGACGAAGGGUCAUUCAAGUUGCUUGUGGAAGCAGAGAUGCGCAAACAAUGGCACUAACUGAAGACGGCUCUGUUUAUUCCUGGGGUGAUGGAGAUUUUGGGAAACUAGGACGCGGAGGAAGUGAUGAAUGUUACACACCUUUGCUUGUUGACAGACUGAAUGGCUUGGGAGUUGUACAAAUUGAAUGUGGUGCACAGUUCUCAUUGGCUUUAACUAAAUAUGGUGAAGUCUGGACAUGGGGCAAAGGAGACUACUUCCGUUUGGGGCAUGGAAAUGAUCAUCACAUUAGAAAACCGACUAUUGUCGAAGGCCUUCGUGGUAAAAUAGUCGUUCACGUAGCCGUAGGCGCCUUGCAUUGUUUGGCUGUAACAGACACUGGACAAGUUUAUGCGUGGGGAGAUAAUGAUCAUGGGCAGCAAGGCAAUGGCACAACAGUCGUCAACCGGAAACCUUCUUUGGUACAUGGCUUAGAAGAUGCUAAGGUCAAUAGAGUUGCCUGUGGUUCUAGUCACAGCAUUGCAUGGGUGCUUACUGAUCAACCUGCUACUAGUAAUCAAGAACCAGUGACAUUUACAACCGACAAAGAUCCUCUGGGUCAGGCUACUUUAGGUUUCCUCGAUCUGGUUGAGUCAAAUACCAAUGCCAUUUCAAAAGCUUCCAGGCCGUCUUUGUCACAUAUUAUACUCUCGUUGGAAAGCAAUGUUGCCAAACAGCAAGCACUCCAACAUGUUAUAAACGCCCUCAACAUUAUGCAAGCAAGAUCUGCUGUUGUUAUUGCUUUGCACAGUCAUAGUACUCUGGCAUCAUGUGGACCAAUGUCAAGUCCAGACACUCCUCCGGAGGCAACAAUGAGCUCCAGCAUAGGACAUACACACACAGUGUAUCAAAAUGUUGGUGAAAUAGCCCAGGGUGGGGGCGAGGCACCGGCAAAUGUUGCAGAAGUGGCAAAUAUUGUUACAAGUACCAGAGCUACACCCGAAUCUGAAGAAUGUCCUUUAGCUGCAUUUCCUUCUAUGUCUAGUUCAGCAAGUUUAUCAUCCAAAGCUUCAAAAAUGUCGACAAGUGCAAUGAGUGUUAUUGCUGCAACAUUAACAUCAAACGCCCAAGUCGUAGGUGAUGGAAAUACAACUGAACCAGGCUUAGACGAGUUCACGUCAACAUUAACGGAAGAUGAUGCAAGGAUGUUGGUCGAUCUGUUGAAAUUAGCGGUGGCAAACAGAAUUUGCGAUGCCGCUAAAGAAACCAUUUCAUCAGUCUUAGUGGCAUUGGGUAAUGCCAAUCAUCAAAUAGCCAAUAUGCUGCUGGAACUGUGUGUGACAGAAUUGGAGGACAUUGCUGCUAAUUCCAACUCACUAAAUAUGACACCACAAAUUGUUAUGCAAGAAACACCACAUCCUUAUAUCGAUGAUACAACAUUGGGGGGCCAUGUAAAAAUCCCUGGAGCCGAAGCACUAAGAGUAGAAUUUGACCGGCAAUGCUCAACAGAGAGAAGACAUGAUCCAUUGACCAUCAUGGAUUCUACAGGCCGGGUACUGGCGAUUAAAUCUGGUCGGGAGUGGAGCGAGUGGGCGACCGAAGUUCGAGUUCAAGGUGACGAGCUGCGAUGGAGAUUUUCAUCGGAUGGCUCGGUCAAUGGAUGGGGUUGGCGGUUCACUGUACACCCUGUUUUGGCCACAUUGGCACCUCAUGAACUGGGCUCAGACCGAGCUGUACUAUCUCAACCUUCAAUAGCUUUGGCUGAGUGUUUACUUGGCAAUAGUUUAAUAAGCACCGAUAGGCACAUCGUUACAAGGCUAGCUGCUACAUUAGCACAAUGCAGCCAACUAAGUAUUUUAACAGCCCCACAGAGAAUGUGGGCAUUGAAAAAGUUGCAGGUCGUAUAUUUAAGUGGACCUGGUAUUCGACCGGAAGAUACUUUAUCAACAUUAUUGGAUUCCUUGCCUCAAGCUUUGUUAAGACAGUAUGAAUAUGAGGAUCCUGCGGUAAGAGGUGGCAAACAAUUGAUGCACAGUGACUUCUUCAAAGUACUCAUAGCUUUGGCUUGCGACUUGGAAUUAGAUGCGAUGCAAUGUUGUUCGGAAGUGCAUAAGUGGUCGUGGUUCAGAAGAUACUGUCUUGCAGCCAGAGUAGCCAAGGCACUGAUACGCAGAACACCAUUGCCUAAGCCAUUUUGUCUUGAAGUGACUAAAAGAAUCAAUGAAAUGACUACUGAAGGAGAUGGAACUGCAAGAGACCAUGAAAAUCAUGAUUUUUUCAAACAAGAACAUGAUGAACAACUCCUCUUAUGGCUCAACAGAAGGCCUGAAGAUUGGGCUUUAUCAUGGGAUGGAUCUGCGGCUAUUUAUGGCUGGGGUCAUAAUCAUAGAGGGCAAUUAGGAAGUUUGGAAGGUGCUAAGAUCAAACUCCCAUCUCCGUGUGAAAGCUUAUCUGCAUUACGUCCUGUACAACUGGCUGGAGGUGAACAAACGCUGAUGGCAGUAACAGCAGAUGGCAAAGUUUAUGCAACUGGAUUUGGUGCUGUUGGAAGAUUAGGAAUUGGUGGUACAGACUCAGUGCAGAUACCAACAUUAUUAGAAUCCAUUCAACAUAUAUUUGUUAAAAAAGUUGCUGUGAAUUCUGGAGGUAAACAUAGCUUAGCUCUAAGUUCAGAGGGUCAUGUUUAUUCAUGGGGGGAAGGUGAUGAUGGAAAAUUAGGACAUGGCAAUAGAGUAUCUUACGACAGACCAAAAUUAAUUGAGUCAUUACUUGGCGUGGAAAUUGUUGAUAUCGCUUGUGGGGGACAUCAUAGUGCAGCUAUUACCAAUGCUGGCUGGCUAUAUACUUGGGGAAAAGGAAGAUAUGGUCGCCUGGGCCAUGGUGACAGCGAUGAUCAACUCAAACCAAAAUUAGUAUCAGCAUUGCAGGGUUACAAAGUAGUUGAUGUGGCAUGUGGUAGCGGUGAUGCCCAAACUCUCUGCGUUACUGACGAUGAUACUGUUUGGAGUUGGGGCGACGGUGACUAUGGUAAACUGGGCAGAGGUGGAAGUGAAGGCUGCAAAGUGCCAAUGAAAAUUGAAUCUCUAGCUGGCUUGGGCGUUAUAAAAGUUGAAUGCGGCAGUCAAUUUUCAGUCGCAUUGACAAGAUCUGGAUCGGUAUACACGUGGGGUAAAGGUGACUAUCAUCGCUUAGGUCAUGGUACAGGUGACCAUGUACGCAGUCCACGUAAAGUCGCAGCUUUACAAGGAAAGAAAAUUAUCUCAAUCGAUACUGGCUCCCUCCAUUGUGUGGCAUGCUCUGAUAAAGGAGAAGUUUUCACCUGGGGUGACAACGAUGAAGGACAGCUGGGUGAUGGGACAACAAAUGCUCUACAGAGACCCCGGCUUGUCCAUGCUUUACAAGGGAAAAAAAUAACCCGCGUAGCAUGUGGAAGUGCUCACACCUUAGCGUGGAGUACAACUAAAGCUACCCAGAGCCGACUGCCAGCUACAACUCCCAUGGAAUAUGAUGUUGUACAAGACUUACCAUUCUCUGCAUUACACAAUCGAUUAGUAUUGUUACAUCAUUUUGCUGAAUUGCUGUGUCCGUCUUUAGCUAUGUUCCAAACAACGGGACCAACUGGAUUAAAUAAGUUGGCCCCAAUGCUAGUCUAUAGUAUUAAAGAAGCUACAUUCCGAAAAGUUGUCCAAGCUACAAUGGUCAGAGACAGACCCCAUGGACCGGUCAUUGAAUUAAAUCGAAUUCAGGUGAAAAGAGCUAGAAGAAAAGGAGGUCUUGCUGGACCGGAUGGAAUAAAAUCCGUGUUUGGGCAAAUGGUUUCUAAGAUGCCGUUACUAACACAGGAUGUUCUGUUCCUGCCACACAGAGUCUGGAAAGUCAAAUUCGUCGGUGAAAGUGUCGACGACUGCGGGGGAGGAUACAGUGAAAGUAUAGCAGAAAUGUGCGAUGAGCUACAAAAUGGAUCAUUGCCUCUACUUAUUCCCACUCCUAAUGGUCGAGAGGAUAAUGGAACUAACAGGGAUUGUUUUUUGCUCAAUCCCACGGCUACUAGCGAUCUACAUAUCAAUAUGUUCCAGUUUUUGGGAAUUUUGAUCGGAAUUGCCAUCAGAACAGGAAGUCCUCUGAGUUUAAAUCUAGCGGAACCUGUUUGGAAACAGCUAGCUGGAAUUAGCCUAACGCCUGCUGACCUCACCGAGGUGGAUCGAGAUUACGUUCCUGGACUACUGUGUAUUCGGGAUAUGGAUCCAGACGAGAAAGUCUUUCAAACCUUAGAAAUGCCAUUUUCAACACCAUCGGCAGUUGGCAUCGACGUUCCAUUAUCAAAUAGAUAUCGGAAAAUAACUCCUGAAAACAGACACGAGUACGUCAGAUUAGCCUUGAAUUACAGGCUUCAUGAAUUUGACACACAAGUAGCUGCAGUAAGAGAAGGCAUGUCGAAAGUGGUGCCUGUGCCUCUUCUGGCAUUAUUUAGUGGAGCGGAAUUAGAAACAAUGGUCUGUGGAAGUCCAGACAUCCCACUGAGUUUGCUGAAAUCAGUUGCAACUUAUAAGGGUGUAGAUGGAUCAGCACCUCUGAUUCAGUGGUUCUGGGAAGUUAUGGAAGAAUUUUCGAAUCAAGAAAGAUCGCUCUUUCUAAGGUUCGUUUGGGGCAGAACCAGGUUGCCACGCACAAUUGCAGAUUUUAGAGGCAGAGAUUUUGUGUUACAGGUGCUUGACAAAUACAGUCCUCCUGAUCAUUUCCUCCCAGAGAGUCACACGUGUUUCUUCUUAUUGAAAAUGCCAAGAUAUUCUUGCAAGCCAGUAUUACGCCAAAAAUUGAAGUAUGCCAUACAUUUUUGUAAAAGUAUAGACACAGAUGAAUAUGCACGAGUUCAGGCAGCUACAAAUUCAGACAUAGAAGAUACGGACAGUAUUGCCAGCGAAGAGCAUACAUCUUAAUAAUAUAUCGAUGCUGGAAAUUGUAAUUUACCUGACAUAAACAUAAUAUGAAAAAAGCUUAAGCAAAGCUGGAAAUUGUUACAUAGCAAUUUUCGAAGUAAAUUAUUCGUUCUAUUUGUUUUAUGAUAUUUCGGGUUAUAGAAAUUGUUUGUGAUGUGUUAAAUAAAAUUAAUUGUGAUAUAUGUGUA
This is a messenger RNA of Athalia rosae (coleseed sawfly), 15028 nucleotides long. It is a transcript of the gene HERC2, whose product is annotated as E3 ubiquitin-protein ligase HERC2. The transcript has 13 exons. The coding region runs from base 729 to 14840 and encodes 4703 amino acids. The record is from RefSeq and is a predicted model, not a curated record. NCBI's taxonomy places the organism in Eukaryota, Metazoa, Arthropoda, Insecta, Hymenoptera, Athaliidae. Gene Ontology annotation, molecular function: ubiquitin-protein transferase activity; zinc ion binding. Gene Ontology annotation, biological process: protein ubiquitination.